UCUUACAUGCUUGUUUUUCUCAAAAUGAGUGUUAGUUUCACCUUCUUAAGACCUUUUGCUAGAUUUUUAGUACCAUUUAACCUUCAUAGGAAGAGAAGAGACCUAUAUUCAACAGUUCUACAGAGAUACAUGUCUUCUAAAACACCAGCUGUAUCCUGUCCUGACAAAGAGAGAACAUCUUCUGAACAACUAGAAUUGGAUGGGUGGAAAAUUACAAUGAAAUCUAGUGUGGUCACUCAAGAAGGUGUUUCAGCAGUCUCAAGCAGCAAGGAUGAAGAUUCUCUAGCCGCCACAAGAGAAUUAAUUGAGAUGUGGAGAUUGCUUGGCAGAGAAGUACCAGAACACAUCAGUGACGAAGAUCUCAAAACCAUUAUGGAAAGUGCUUCUAAAUCAUCAAAAAGGAAGUACUUAAAAUAUUUAUAUGUUAAGGAAAAAAUGAAAAAAGCUAAGCAAAUAAAAAAGGAAAUGAAAGCAGCAGCAAAGGAAGGAGCAGAAAAAACCAAGCUGCUAGAAACCACUGAGGAAGAUAAACAGCAAAACUUUCUAUUUCUACGGCUUUGGAAUAGGAAUAUGGACAAUGCAAUGGGCUGGAAAGGUGCACAGGCCAUGCAAUUUGGACAGCCUUUAGUCUUUGACAUGGCUUAUGAGAACUAUAUGCAACCAAAAGAACUGCAGAAUACUGUUUCCCAACUUUUAGAAAGUGAGGGAUCCAACAGAAGAAAUGUUGAUCCUUUCCAUAUUUAUUUCUGCAAUCUUAAGAAAGAUGGUGGUUAUUACGGAGAAUUAGUUAAACGCUAUGGAGAGAAAUGGGACAAAUUGCUUUUAACAGCAACAGAAAAGUCUCAUGUGGAUUUAUUUCCAAAGGACAGUGUUAUCUAUUUAACUGCAGAUUCUCCCAAUGUUAUGACUACUUUUAAGCAUGACAAAAUUUAUAUUAUUGGGUCUUUUGUUGAUAAGAAUAUGCAGCCAGGCAUAUCUCUAGCCAAUGCAAAACGGCUGAAGCUGGCAACAGAACGCCUUCCAUUAGAUAAAUAUUUACAGUGGGAAACUGGGAGCAAAAAUCUCACCUUAGACCAAAUGAUGCGCAUUUUGUUAUGUCUGAAAAAUACUGGGAAUUGGGAAGAGGCUCUGAAGUUUGUGCCCAGGAGAAAACAUGCGGGAUGUAUGGAGAUUUCUCAGUAUUCUCAAGAGUUUGUCAACCAAUUGAAAAAGUCAAAGACUUUUAAUCCAUUUCCAAAAGGCUCUUUAAAUGUACGCACAAAGAAAUGGUAG
This is a messenger RNA of Orycteropus afer afer, 1272 nucleotides long. RefSeq names its product tRNA methyltransferase 10C, mitochondrial RNase P subunit (gene TRMT10C). Gene Ontology annotation, molecular function: tRNA binding. NCBI's taxonomy places the organism in Eukaryota, Metazoa, Chordata, Mammalia, Tubulidentata, Orycteropodidae. Gene Ontology annotation, cellular component: mitochondrion; nucleoplasm; nucleus. Gene Ontology annotation, biological process: mitochondrial tRNA 5'-end processing; positive regulation of mitochondrial translation. The record is from RefSeq and is a predicted model, not a curated record.